CCUCCACUGGAAUCGAUGUGCUUUCUCCUGGCUUUUUACAGGUUGAUGAUUCAGUUCGCAAGUUUGCAGAGAAAGGGUUUGACCCCAUCCGGAAUCGGUGUUAUUCUCUCGCCUCGGUGAUGGUGUUUUGUUCUUUCCUGCAUCUUCUCGCCUAGUGAACGCAGCGGUAACUUUGCUGAAACCAAUCUGGACAAGCAUACAGGUAUUUUUCCACUUCAAGAGCCAUGAUUGAAGCAUCGAAAUCUCCUGCGAAAACCAAACUGGCACGUUCAGUGGCACGUCUCGUGAACUCUAAUCCGUGGUCAGAGGAGCUCGAGUCUUCUCUCUCGUCUCUUUCUCCCUCCGAAUCCUUCUCUAAGACCACCGUUCUCCAGACCCUUCGUCUCGUGAAGACCCCUGCCAAAGCCCUUAGAUUCUUCGACUGGGUUUCGCAGAAGGGGUUCUCUCACAAUGAUCAGUCAUUCUUCCUCAUGCUAGAAGUUCUGGGUCGAGCUCGGAAUCUCAAUGUUGCUCGUAAUUUCCUGUUCUCCAUCAGGAAAAGGUCUAAUGGAUCCGUUAAGCUCCAGGACCGGUUCUUCAAUAGCUUGAUUAGGAGCUACGGAAAUGCCGGACUGUUCCAAGCUUCAAUCAAGUUGUUCGAGACAAUGAAGGAAAUGGGUGUUUCCCCUUCGGUCGUCACGUUCAAUAGCUUGUUCUCGAUUCUGCUCAAGCGGGGUAAGACUGGUAUGGUCCAUAACAUGUUCGACGAAAUGCUUCAUACGUACGGGGUCACUCCAGAUUCGUAUACAUAUAAUAUAUUGAUUAGGGGGUUCUGUAAGGAUUCUAUGGUACAUGAAGGGUUUAGACUUUUCAAAGAAAUGGAGCAGAGUAAGUGCCAUCCCAAUGUUGUGACAUACAACACAAUCGUGGAUGGCUUGUGUAGAGCCGGAAAGGUGAAAAUUGCACAUAAUGUGGUGAAGGGUAUGAUGAAGAAGGGAACGGAUUUACGCCCUAACAUUGUAACCUACACCACUUUGGUGAGAGGGUAUUGCAUGAAGCAUGAAAUCGAUGAGGCUUUGGCUGUUUUCCGUGAGAUGCUGACUAGGGGGCUGAAACCGAAUGAUAUUACUUACAACACUCUGAUAAAGGGGUUGUGUGAGGCACAGAGAUAUGAAGAGAUCAAAGAGAUUUUGGAUGUAGGGGGAAAAUCUUCCGGUUUUGCUCCAGAUGCGUGCACUUACAAUAUUUUGAUCGCUGCCCACUGCGAUGCGGGAAAUCUGGAUGCAGCAACGAAGGUCUUUGGAGAAAUGGUGAAUCUGAAUGUGCAGCCUGAUUCGGCCUCGUAUAGUAUCUUGAUCCGAAAUUUCUGCCAGAGGAAGGAUUUUGAAAGAGCAGAGGCAUUGUUGAACGAGUUACUGGAGAAGGAGAUAUUGUUAGGUAAGGAUGGAUGCAAACCUCUGUUCGCAGCCUAUAACCCCGUGUUCACAUAUUUAUGUGCUAAUGGGAAAACAGAGAAAGCCGAGAAAGUGUUCAGGCAGCUAAUGAAAAGAGGGACACAAGACUCACCUUCUUACAAGACUUUGAUCAUGGGUUUCUGCAGAGAAGGUAAAUUCAAGGCUGCUUAUGAGCUGUUGGUCCUAAUGUUGAGACAGGAUUUUGAGCCGGAAUUUGAAAUCUACGAGUUCUUGAUUAAUGGGCUUUUGAAGAAGGGCGAAGCUGCUAUUGCCUACAAGACGCUACAAAAGAUGCUUAGGAGCUCUCAUCUUCCAGGAGCAAUCGUGUUUCACUCCAUACUUGCAGAGCUUGUGAAAGCGAAAUGUCCGAACGAGUCUUUCGGCUUGUUAAAGCUGAUGUUGGAAAAGGGAAUAAGACAGAACAUGGAUCUGUCAACACAUGCUGUCAUCUCGCUCUUCAGCAGCGGACAAAAGGAUAAAGGGUUUCAGAUUGUCACAUUGCUCUACGAUAACGGGUAUCUGGUUGAUAUGGAGAAAUUACUCCACUCCCUCUGCGAGAGUAGAAACAUGCUUGAGGCGCAUAGACUGUUGCUGUUUUGUAUGGAAAGAAGCCAAAGUGUUGAUACAAGAACAUGCGACACAGUCAUAGAAGAACUAUGCAGACGUAAGAGACCCUCGGAAGCGUUCGGUCUGUACUACGAGUUGGUGGAAAAGGGGAACCACCAACAGCUCAACUGCCAUGAUGUAUUGAGAAAUGCCUUGGAGGCUGCCGGAAAACGGGAUGAACUUCAUUUUGUGUUGAAGAGGAUGGCCCUGAACUGAAUUUACGACAAUGUCGUAUGGUCUGAUAUUCACGCCCUCGGUUUUAGACUGUCACUGUGAUCGGCGGCACGUUCUCGGUCACAUCAUAUCUGUCUCUGUGUGGAAAUAGAUCAAGACGGGAAGAAACGGCAUGCAUUCCGAAUGUCUAAACUCGGAAUGGAACCCCGUCAUCGGCCACAAACAAAACCCUUGAUUCAGAAAUUUACUUCACUUUCGAUCGGGUUACGUGUAUAUGUGUGUGGACUGUUUCGUUACAGUGUGGGACCAAAGAAAAA
Tarenaya hassleriana is the source of this 2530-nucleotide messenger RNA. Its product is annotated as pentatricopeptide repeat-containing protein At1g02060, chloroplastic. The record is from RefSeq and is a predicted model, not a curated record. Gene Ontology annotation, molecular function: protein binding. NCBI's taxonomy places the organism in Eukaryota, Viridiplantae, Streptophyta, Magnoliopsida, Brassicales, Cleomaceae. The transcript has a single exon. The coding region runs from base 225 to 2255 and encodes 676 amino acids.